CACACUGCAUAUCGCAUGCUAUGGUGGUCUAACCAUAAUAUCCCAUAUCCUAAUGUAGUCACAAGCUAUCCACUAUGCAGCUGUUUGUCAAGUGUCCAUUGGUGACCUCUACUAGUAUGUACUGCAAUGGUCCAAUUGCUCUGGAGGUCAACUCUACUGACACUAUUGGAGAAGUGAAGACACUGAUUCAAGAGAGAGGAGGACUCAAGGUUGAGGUUCAGCAGUUGACCUUCCUUGGAGAGAGCCUGGAGGACAGCAGGACAUUGGACAGCUACAAUAUAGCCAGCAACUGUCUACUGGAAGAAACCAGAGCUUGUGUAGCAGUGGGAAUUAAUAGCAUGAACGCGAGUCCAGAUCUGAACAAAGUCAUCUUGUUGGAGAUACAUGAGGACCUAAAAGAAACUGUUGGAGAUCUUAAGGCUAUGAUCAAAGAAAGAGAAGGAAUCCCAAUCCAUCAUCAGCAAGAACUUCAUCAUCUAGACAAACUACAAGACGAUAUGACUCUUGGUGACUCGGGAAUCAAGAAUGGGACUAUAAUUUACUUGGUGGUACCAGCAGCAGUCAAAAAAGUAUCCAUGACGAUAUAUGUGAAAACUCUGACAGGCAAAACCAUCACUCUGAACAUUCACUCUCUUUACACAGUUUUUCUAGUCAAAUACAUGAUCUAUGAGGAAGAGGGGAUUCCACCAUCUCAACAGCGAAUCAUAUUUGCAGGGAAACAGAUAGAAGAUGGCAGAAAACUUUGUGAUUACAACAUUCAGAGUGAGUCCACCUUGCAUUUGGUGCUGAGGCUUCGUAGUGGUAUGUGUAUAUUAGUGGAGACUCCUAAUGGCAGGACAAUCUUUCUCGGGGUUAAGCCCAGUGACACUAUCAAGGAGGUUAAAACAAAGAUCCAAGACAGAGAAGGUAUACCACCUGAUGCCCAGCGUUUGAUAUUUGCUGACAAACAGUUGGAAGAUGGUAAAACUCUGAGUGACUACAAUAUUUAUGACGACAAUAUUCGAAAGGAGAAAACUCUUCAUCUUAUUGCUUAUCCUGUAACUAUCAAAACUACCAGUGGUGAAUUCACAGUGUCAACCGUUGAAAAUUGUACAGUUCGUGACCUCAAGUAUUCUAUAUGGGAUAUGAAACAAAUUCCACCAGAAUGUCAAAAAAUCCUUCGUGGUGAUCAAGUGCUUAACUUGAGUGAUCCUAUUCCCUUUCGUGAUGUAGUGCAUCUUCAGAUUCAACAAGAACCAGUUUCUAGUGUAUUUGUUGCUAACAGAAACUCCGAAAUUAUCUCCAUUUCUGUUACAGCUCAAACUACUGUUAAAAGUAUCAAAGCAAUGUUAAUAAUGAAAACCGACAUUUUCUCAAUGUGUAUGACCCUCGACAACCUAUUGUUCAAUGGAAUGAAACUGGAUGAUGGUAGUAAUGUUAAGGACUGCAACAUUCGAGCUGGAAGUCUGGUAAAUUUCAUAAGUAGUACCAAUUAUGGCUUCAGUUGUAACGUUCACUUUGCUGACAAGAGAGAACAUGUCAGUAUGGAAGUAAACAGUACAGAAACUGUCCUAUCACUCAAAGCACGACUCCAGGCCGAGGUUCCCGAGGUACCUUCACCAUGUCUACAGCAACUGACCAUCAAUGACUCACCAAUGGAAGACUCUCAGACAAUGGGAGAAUGUGGAACAAAUCAACGUGAAUAUCAAUGUAAUUCAAAUCCAGUAAUGUUGAGUGUACAACCACCACAUCGAAUGUUUGUUAGGACUUCCACGGGCAGUGUAAUCGAGGUUGGCAUUUAUUCUGAAAAAGAGGUUGUCAGUUUAAAGCGUUUAAUCCAAAUGAAAACCUUUGUUGAAAUAAACAAACAACAGCUUUAUUAUAGAGGGAAAGUACUUGAUGACAAGCACACUAUCAACAGCUACAAUCUUCCCCCUAAUCAAUUGCUGCAACUAUGUGUGUCUCAGUGCAUCCAUGAGCCACUACAAGAGGAGGUGGGCUCUCAGGGGAAGCACAUCCUCUGGCCUCAAUAUGGGGUGGAGGUGAACGUCCCACCUUGGGUAAUCAGUGACGGCCAUGCUAUAUUGAGGGUGUAUGAUGGUCUGAGUGCCACCUGUUUUGAGUACCCCCACGAGUACAUCCCCCACAGCAAUGUGUACGAGCUCAUCAUCUCCUCCAGGGGAGAGGACCCACGAGGAGUGACAGUGACCCUGUCCAAAUUCAGACCACACCCCAACCUUUGCUUGAUGACCGCCUCUGGUGACCCUUCCAAAUGGACCCCAGAUCUUGCCCCAGUCUUCAGCUUCUCUAAAGUGGAAGGAAUGGAGUCUCCACUCAGCACAGGAAAGGUGGAGGUUACCCUCAAGGAUAGUGGAGUCUACCUCUUUGUAGCAGGUCACCAACUUCUGUCUGAGAAUACAAGACUGCACAUGUCAAGGCCCUCCCCUCGACUUGUUGUGGAACCAGUUACUAGUACAGCUCAGCUUCCAAAACCAGUCUACUCUCCACAUGCCCCACAUUACCAAGAGCCCUUCAGGGAAUAUUCUCCAUAUCUUCCUCCCCAACAAGAUAUUGCACCUACUUCACAGCAAAAAAGACGUCCUAUCCCACAGCCAAGACGAUAUCCUCUUCCUCAACGAGUCCCUCUAGCUCAGCUUCCAGAACCAGUCUACCCCCCACAUGCCCCACAUUAUCAAGAGAGAAGUGAAGCAACAACUGAAAGUGCUACUGGGGAGGAACUUGUAGCCAAACCUGAUGGUCAUAAUGCUAUGAAUCAAAAGAUAUUUCACAGUGAUUUUUCAGAAGUUUAUGAGCUAUUGUGGCCUGCUAGGAGCGAAUGGCACAACUUGGGAAUUGCUCUCAAAGUAAACUUGGACAAACUGGCAAGCAUCAAGAAAUCCAACCCAAGUAACUGCGAGGACUGCUUCAAAGCUAUGCUUGUGAGCUGCUCAGAGACAAACCGCAGUAUCACUUGGACUGGUUUGUGUGAAGCCCUCAGGAGACCAACAGUGGGUCGUAAUGAUGUGGCAGAGAAGAUUGAAGCAACACUUCCAACAAGACCGAGCCUUUGUAGCAAUGGUUAUCAUAGCAACCGACCACUGUCCGACAAUACAAGACAGCACAUGUUGAAACCCUCUCCUCCGCGUCUUGCGGAACCAGUGGUUUCAAGAGCCCCUCCUUAUCUUCAUCCCUCACAAGAACCAGUCUACUCCCCACAUGCCCCACAUUAUCAAGAGUCCUCCCCAGAAUACAAGACACUGCUGUCCUGCACACCACAGCUCAAUGACAUCAUAGCUCAAGACCCACAGAAAACCUGCGAUGAGAUGAUUGCAGCUGGUCUCAUUCAGUCGGUUUACAUACGAGAAUUUAUCCGCCACCCCACACACACCGACCGUGCCAAGGCAACCAAGUUGGUGGACUUCAUGACGGAUCGAGUCAAAACCUCUCCCUCUGACUUUGACAAGUUUAUGGCAAUCCUGAAAAGAUUGUCCUGGACUGAGCGCAUUGUAGGCCUCCUCCUCACUACACUAGCACACAACAGGACGCAAUAGUUGUUUUAGUAUGGUGUACUUUUGUGUAUACAUCUACGUAAUAUAUAAUUGUGUUCUUGUGGCUUUUUGUAUUUUGUUGCAAUAAUGAUGUGUUUACAUAUGACGUCA
This is a messenger RNA of Halichondria panicea, 3638 nucleotides long. RefSeq names its product polyubiquitin-C-like. NCBI's taxonomy places the organism in Eukaryota, Metazoa, Porifera, Demospongiae, Suberitida, Halichondriidae. The record is from RefSeq and is a predicted model, not a curated record. Gene Ontology annotation, biological process: modification-dependent protein catabolic process; protein ubiquitination. Gene Ontology annotation, molecular function: ubiquitin protein ligase binding; protein tag activity. Bases 75 to 3530 code for a protein of 1151 amino acids. The transcript has 11 exons. Gene Ontology annotation, cellular component: nucleus; cytoplasm.